AUGAAAGAAUUGAUUGAAAGUCUGCAAAAAUGGCUCAAAAGAAACAAGACGGACGACGCCUCUCCCGCUGACAGGGGGAACACACGGACAAGAGAGAGGCACUGGUAUUCAAAAGGAAAGAGGGAGAACGUGCGUGAACCUAGAGCUCCUUCCUGUCUUUUCUGUCGAGCGGGCACUGGGGGGAAUCCUGCAAUGUUUACAACACCUCAGAGAAAAAACGUAAUUUAUUUCACGAAAAUGGAUUGUGUUACAACUGCGGGCAUGAGGGUCAUGGGGCAAACCACUGUCGAAGUCGCCCAUGUUUCAAGUGCAAGUUGGGAUACCACACAAGCCUUUACGACAAACCAUCAGUAA
This is a messenger RNA of Pocillopora meandrina, 354 nucleotides long. NCBI's taxonomy places the organism in Eukaryota, Metazoa, Cnidaria, Anthozoa, Scleractinia, Pocilloporidae. The record is from the annotation of a GenBank genome assembly.